Messenger RNA from Oncorhynchus kisutch (coho salmon), 3336 nucleotides. Its product is annotated as phosphoglycerate mutase 1. The record is from RefSeq and is a predicted model, not a curated record. Gene Ontology annotation, biological process: glycolytic process. The transcript is spliced from 4 exons. NCBI's taxonomy places the organism in Eukaryota, Metazoa, Chordata, Actinopteri, Salmoniformes, Salmonidae. Gene Ontology annotation, molecular function: intramolecular phosphotransferase activity. Bases 283 to 1047 code for a protein of 254 amino acids.
GACAUUACAAAUGUCACAUUAUGUAUAUAUAUAGUGUUGUAACGAUGUGCAAAUGGUCCUCUGUUUCAUUGGUCUAGGAAUAUGCAGGAAGUACCGCAGGGGGAUCCUAUUAGACUGCUGUAAAACAAAGAGCGAGAAAAAUAGCCAAUCGCAUCACUCGUAUCUUCUAGCGUCAAAGAUAGCUGUCCAUGUCCACCCAUUCUGUUGCUGUCUUUUCAAUUAGAACAUUUCCGUUUAUUCCUUAUUUUCGGAGCUUAAUCAACGCAAAGGAAUAUAUCACUUAUGGCGGCCUACAAGCUGGUGUUGAUCCGUCACGGAGAGAGCAACUGGAACCAGGAUAAUCGAUUCUGCGGCUGGUUUGACGCAGAUCUGAGUGAGACUGGAGAACGGGAGGCGAGGAGAGGAGGACAGGCCCUGAAAGAUGCUGGCUAUGAGUUUGACGUGUGCUACACCUCAGUCCUAAAGAGGGCCAUCCGCACUUUGUGGCUGUGUCUGGACAGCAUUGACCAGAUGUGGCUUCCCGUCCACCGGACCUGGCGCCUCAACGAGCGCCACUACGGUGGCCUAACGGGAUUAAACAAGUCGGAGACUGCCGCCAAGCACGGAGAGGCUCAGGUGAAGAUCUGGAGGCGGAGCUUCGAUAUCCCUCCUCCCACUAUGGAUCCGGACCACGACUUCUACACCGUCAUCAGCAAGGACCGUCGUUAUGGCGACCUGUCGGAGGAGCAACUUCCGUCCUGUGAGAGCCUGAAAGAUACCAUCGCCCGGGCACUGCCCUACUGGAACAACGAGAUUGUCCCCCAGAUCAAACAGGGCAAGAGGGUUCUCAUUGCUGCCCACGGCAACAGCCUCAGGGGCAUUGUCAAGCACCUGGACGGUAUGUCAGAGGAGGCAAUCAUGGAGCUGAACCUGCCCACAGGCAUCCCCAUCCUGUACGAGCUGGACAAGAACCUGAAGCCCGUCAAACCCAUGCAGUUCCUGGGGGAUGAGGAGACCGUCAGGAAGGCUAUGGAGGCCGUGGCAGCCCAGGGCAAAGCCAAAAAGUAGAGGGAGAGAGAGGGGGCACUUUGUGUAUCGUGCAGUAGGAAGUUGCACUUAUCUAGGAUCAGAUUUUAGCCUCCCACCAAUUCCCAACCUUUCAUUAGGAAGGAAGCAUGUAUAACUGACCCUAGAUCAUUCUCUGUGGGAAGCUUAAUUCUACUCCAUGUGGCUCAGAGUAGGGGUAAAGGGAUAUGGGUCGGAGUAGAGGGUCAACAAUACUACAGCUCUCAAAGGAGCUCUCACACACUCUACAUGCAGGCCAAGAAACAGGCACUAAGAAUGUGUGUUCAUAUUCAACUCUACUGUGCAUAGAAAGUUUUUAAAAUGAUUAUAAAGUAACUAAUAAGUUAGUAUAAGUGGAUAUUUAUGGACCAAACUACUUAUAUGGGGACCACUGACUAUCAAAUCACACAGUCAUCAUUCCACUGGCGUAUUACUGUUUCUGUAAGUCCAACAAAAGUGUUUCCCUGUUUGACGAUGGAUCACUGAGAUUACGAAUGUGGUGAUGAAGCCUCAUUUAUUGGAAAAUUGUUGGUCUUGCGUUAUUAUACUUCCAAGUUUCUCUAGAAAAUAGUAUGUAUUUAGAUGUUAAAGAAUCAUUUUUGCACUUAAAAUGUAAACAGUCAUGUGAUUUCUACCCAAAGAAAACAACAACAAAAAAAUAGCCAAAUUAAUAAACAGUUAAAACCACAAGAAGGGAGAAAUAAUUAAUAUUUGCACAACACACACGGUUGUACUGGUUCUUCCCUUUUUGUUUCCCUCUGCCCUGUCUGUGGUUGAGCAAUUCACUGUAUAACCACAUCAGAAGUUGGACGACAGUGUCCAUCUCCUCUUAAGGAUUCGCCCCUUUUUUCUCUCCAUAUUUUCGCCUAAAAUGACCUACCCAAAUCUAACUGCCUGUAGCUCAGGACCUAAAAUGACAGACCCAAAUCUAACUGCCUGUAGCUCAGGACCUAAAAUGACAGACUCAAAUCUAACUGCCUGUAGCUCAGGACAUGAAGCAAGGAUAUGCAUAUUCUUGAUACCAUUUGAAAAAAAACACUUUGACGUUUGUGGAAAUUAAUGUAGGAGAAUAUAAUACAUUAGAUCUGGUAAAAGAUAAUACAAAGAAAAAAAACAUGCUUUUUCAAAAAAAAUUGUUCCAUCUUUGAAAUGCAAGAGAGGCAAUUCAUUAUGUGACUUAGGAGUCUAGGUACAAUUCAGAUUUUGGCCACUAGAUGGCAGCAGUGUGUGCACAAAGUUUUAGACUGUUCAAAAUGUCUUCCCAAAUGUGCCUAAUUGGUUUAUUGAUACAUUUAAGUACAUAACUGUGCACUCUCCUCAAACAAUAGCAUGGUAUUAUUUCACUGUGAUAGCUACUGUAAAUUGGACAGUGCAGUUAGAUUAACAAUAAUUAAAGUUUUCUACCCAUAUAAGACAUGUCUAUGUCCUGGAAAGUUUGCUUUUACUUACAACUGUCAUGCUAAUCACAUUAGUGCACGUUAGCUCAACUGUCCCGGUAUAGGGACACUGGUCCUGUAGAGGGUUUUUAAGAACUGUGGCAGAGACCAAAUAGCUCUUUCUUCCAUGCCCCCUUCCCUUGAUAUUGCUUCUUUGUGUCAUGUAUUUUCACAAUUCACUGUAAAACCACAGAAGUUGACUGAAUACCUUUCCUAGCCUUGGAUGGUGCUUCUAUGUGCAUGUACUGCUGUUUGUAACAUGUUUUUCCAUCCCAUUUCCUCUUGAGUAGUGUGUCCCAUUUGAUACUGUUUUGUCAGUGGGAUCAAACGUUUGGUACCUGCACUGUCGGUCUGUUUCUGCUUUAGCCUACACCAGUGGCAUUCAGGGCUAAACAUUCAUAGAUGCAGAUAGAAAUAGAUUGCACGUAACAGACCAACUCGCUUCUUCCACGUCCAAGCGAGCUGAUUCGUUUAUAUAUGUUUCAUUUAUUUCCACAAUCUAUGAGUAGGCCCAUACUUAAGUUUAUCUUAACCACCCUGUCUGCUGCUAGAACCACUCUUCUACUCUGAAAAUGUGUUCAUUUUAUAUUUGGUGGGAUAACUUGACGUUUGCCUUUUCUGUUUGUAACACCUCUAAGUGGGAUAACUGCAAUGUAAGUACCCAAUUCCUAUAGGAUAUGCCUGUUCUAUCCUUCCCCAGCCGUUCCCAAUACAUUCUCCUUUGACAUUGUUGCCAAUCUUCUGACUGAAAGGAAAAUCCUUUGUAAUAAAAGGUUAUUUAUUAGUGUUCAACUUCAUUGUAAUGCACUGUUUCUGAAGCCUGUGCUGAACCAAUAAAUGUGUGGAAAAAUAAAAA